This is a messenger RNA of Silurus meridionalis, 5113 nucleotides long. RefSeq names its product DEAD-box helicase 3 X-linked b (gene ddx3xb). Gene Ontology annotation, cellular component: P granule; nucleus. The transcript has 19 exons. The record is from RefSeq and is a predicted model, not a curated record. Gene Ontology annotation, molecular function: ATP binding; RNA helicase activity; RNA binding. NCBI's taxonomy places the organism in Eukaryota, Metazoa, Chordata, Actinopteri, Siluriformes, Siluridae. Bases 264 to 2438 code for a protein of 724 amino acids. Gene Ontology annotation, biological process: cell differentiation; gamete generation.
UAGCUGAAAGGCUUAGGUCGAGUUUAGAGCCGGUCGAGACGAGGUAACCAUAGUUUUAUAUAUUAAAACUGUAAUAAACCUAGUUGUUAUUAUUAUUUUUUUAUACGCACUUUAGAUAUUAUUUGAUCAAGUUAACAGUUUCGUUUAAACGUUGAUCCCAAAACGAGUCGAUAAAAUCGCACAAGGAGGCCUAAAGAAACCAAACCGGCAAACAAAGAAGCCCAUUCUCCGAGACACGCACACAUCCUCAACACUCUUUAGUUAUGAGUCAUGUGGCCGUCGAAAAUGUACACGGUCUAGAACAGCAGAUUGCUGCCCUAGACUUGAAAUCUGAUGCCCAGGGAGGAGGCACUGGCAGACGUUACAUUCCACCCCAUUUAAGGAACAAAGAGUCAUCCAAAAAUGAUGUUCCAGGUGGAUGGGAUGUUGGACGAAGCAAUGGAUUUGUGAAUGGUUUUAAUGAUGGUCGUGAUGGCUACAUGAAUGGGAGCAGCGCGUUUGGUAACCGUGGGUCCAUACGCAAUGACCGCGGCAGCCGAGGAGGUGGUUUCAGAGGCAGGGGCAGUGGAUCCUUUGCUAUUCAACCAGUACAAAACGCAGGCUUUGGCUAUGAAAACAAAGAUGGAGGUGGCUGGAAUGCCCAAAAAGAUAAUGCCUAUAACAGCUUUGGUGGGCGCACUGACAGGAACAAAUCUGCCUUCUUUGAGCGUGGCGAUCGUGGAUCUUCCAGGGGAAGGUAUGAGCGUGGAGGUUUCGGGAGUGGUGGAAACAGUCGGUGGGUUGAGGAGGCUAGAGAUGAAGAGGACUGGUCCAAACCACUCUCUCCCAAUGAAAGGCUGGAAAAUGAGCUAUUUUCUGGAAGCAACACCGGGAUUAACUUUGAGAAAUACGAUGACAUUCCUGUUGAAGCCACUGGCCACGACUGUCCUCAACACAUUGAGAUUUUCCAUGAUUUAGACAUGGGUGAGAUUAUUAUGGGAAACAUCACCCUGAGUCGCUACUCACGCCCCACUCCGGUCCAGAAAUACGCCAUUCCAAUUAUCAAAUCCAAAAGAGACCUGAUGGCAUGUGCACAAACUGGCUCUGGUAAGACUGCAGCAUUCUUACUGCCAGUGCUGAGUCAGAUAUACACAGAUGGACCAGGAGAGGCCUUGCAGGCUACAAAGAACAAUCAGGAAAAUGGCAGAUAUGGACGUCGUAAGCAGUAUCCACUUUCUCUGGUUUUGGCUCCAACUAGGGAAUUGGCUCUCCAGAUCUAUGAUGAGGCUAGGAAGUUUGCGUAUCGUUCCCGUGUACGCCCAUGUGUAGUAUACGGAGGAGCUGACAUUGGCCAGCAGAUUCGCGAUCUGGAGAGGGGCUGCCACCUGCUAGUUGCCACCCCUGGUCGUCUUGUAGACAUGAUGGAGAGGGGCAAGAUUGGUUUGGAUUACUGCAACUACUUGGUUUUAGAUGAAGCUGACAGGAUGCUGGAUAUGGGUUUUGAACCGCAGAUCCGUCGUAUUGUGGAGCAGGACACUAUGCCCCCUAAAGGGAUGCGCCAGACUAUGAUGUUUAGUGCCACCUUCCCAAAGGAAAUCCAGAUAUUGGCACGUGACUUCCUGGAAGAUUACAUCUUCUUGGCUGUAGGCCGUGUGGGCUCCACCUCUGAGAACAUUACCCAGAAAGUUGUCUGGGUAGAAGAGAAUGAUAAAAGAUCCUUCUUGCUUGACCUUCUGAAUGCCACAGUCAUGCCAGGUGAGGGUCAGGAUGGUUCUGGAGAAAACAGUGAAAAACCUAGCAAAGAUUCUUUGACUCUGGUUUUUGUGGAAACCAAGAAAGGUGCUGAUGCACUUGAGGACUUUCUGUAUCGUGAGGGCUAUGCCUGCACCAGUAUCCAUGGUGACCGUUCACAGAGAGACCGUGAGGAGGCCCUCCAUCAGUUUCGCUCUGGAAAAUGCCCAAUUCUGGUUGCCACUGCUGUGGCUGCACGUGGGCUUGACAUCAGCAAUGUGAAACAUGUCAUCAACUUCGACCUGCCCAGUGACAUUGAGGAGUAUGUUCAUCGCAUAGGCCGUACUGGUCGUGUGGGAAAUCUCGGUCUCGCCACUUCUUUCUUUAAUGACAAGAACAGCAACAUUACAAAAGACCUCCUGGACAUCCUGGUGGAGGCCAAACAGGAAGUGCCAUCAUGGUUAGAAAGCCUGUCUUAUGAGCACCAGCACAAAGGCAGCAGUCGUGGCCGAUCAAAGAGGUUCUCUGGAGGUUUUGGAGCCAGGGACUACCGUCAAACCAGCAGCAGCAGCAACCCUAGUGGAUGCUUUGGAAAUCGUGUCGCUCGUACUUCCGGUGGCCAUGCUGGCGGCCGUGGAUUUGGCGGGGCUAAGGGGGCAUUCGGAAAUUUCUACAACAGUGAUGGUUAUGGUGGAAACUACUCUCAGGUGGACUGGUGGGGAAACUAACCACUUUAACCACACGCGCACCUUUUCUCUCCCCAUGAUCAGUGGGCCCCACACCAAACUCACUGAAUGGAAACCACAUGUAAUUAAGCCAGGCUAUCAACGCUGUGUAGCAUUCAAAAACUCUACAGUACAUUAACACCUGUGAUUCUCUGACCACAUCCUGGAAUAAUGCAUCACUGGCUGUAGGAGUUGGAAUACAUUGGCCACAGAAGGAAUUUGCCUGUCUGUGGAAAGGCAAAAAGUGGAAAUGUCACUUGUUUUUGGCUCUUACUUUUUAUUCCACUACAUCACACAGCUUUUUUUGCAGUAAAGGAGAAUCAUUUGUCAAUAUACUGUGCCUUUUUUGAAUUUGGACUCUUUACUUUAGAAACAUCAUGGCUGACCAUUGGCCACAUUUUGUAUUUUGCAUUUUUUUUUUUUAUUUGUAUUUCUUUUUUUUUCUUUUCAAAAGGUUAUUUGAAGGCACAAAAUACGAUUUCUCAAACCUUGGCAACUUUAGGAAGGUUUGGCUCUGGAGGCGAAACCUUGUUCUGAACAUCAAAUUAAUCACAAGGGAAACCAGGUGCAUUACAGAAAUGUACCUGCCCCUCUUUACCUUUGCUUUGCAAAGGAAAGGAAGAUCUUGAUGAAAAUGUUAAUCUUGCUCACUCUAUCCUGGAGAGGUACCUCUAAGGGAUGUGGUAGUCAUCUGGAAAAAAAUAAAGCUUUAGCAAGCCAUUCCAAUAUAUUAUCAGUAACCACAGUGAGCAGUUUGUACCUCCAUUCACACCAGUGUUUGGAUGCACAACACUAGUAUGCUCUUAUGUAAAUCAUGUUUUCAGGCAGCCAGUUCAGUAAUGGGUGCUGCUUGGACUUUUUUUUUUUUCGUUCUGUUUUUUACUUGAACUUUUGUGGAGUGGCAGUUAUGUUUUAUACUUUUACUGAAUACGUUUGGAAACGGACAAAACCCGUGAGCUACGAGCUACUGCAUUAGUGAAAAGUUCAAGUUGCUGUAUUUGGACUGGUGUCUGAGUAGACAGGCCCUAAAUGCCAGUCUCUGCAGCAAUUCGCAUGGCAAGUGUUCUUGUUUUUUUGGUCAAGUAGAUAGUCCAACAAAUUUCUGAAGCAGGCUUUCCUUUUUUUGAAUAUCAAAUAACAUCUUAGUGAUUUUUUUUUUUCUUUUUUCCCCCACUUCCUCCCCCCUCAAGUUGCCCUGAAAUUUAUAGUGACCUGUGUAGUCUAGAGAAACUGCUUCCCUGCAAGACCUCUGAAGGGAGGAAGAAGGGGGAGGGGUGAAGGGGAAAUCAGGAACAGUUUAUACGAAAGGAAUUGCACAGUAGGAAGCAAAGUCUAGUGGCAUUGGAGUUUUGGCUAAUACACUUUUUUAUUUUAUUUUUUUGGUAGUAGUUGUAGCUGGUGUUUUCUUGGUGUCUUGGACAAAGUAAAAGUUACAGUUCCCCUUCCCUCCAAGUUAAUUGAGGACCUCUGUGAUGGUGUGGAGACUAGGUCGGCAGUCACUCUUUGCAACUGGCACUCCCUUUAAGCAGUUGAGGUGGUUAGGAGGUUGGGGGGGUGAGGGCAUGAUACUACAUUUUACUGAAGUGCAAUAGAUUUCCUCAAGCAUGCUGUGCCUUUUGACGUGUAAAAAAAAAAAAAAAAAAAAGAACUGAAGUGGAUGCACUUGACCAGUAUUGUGGUAACUUGAGACAAGUGGUGCUAUUUAGGUUUAGGCCCUUGUAUGUUAUGCCCAGUUUUACAAAAACUUAUUUUAUUGCACAUCAAGAGUUUUAUACAAGUCUUCAGUGUGUGUCCUUAGGCUUCCAAUAUUCUGUGUAAGCCUGUAAAUGCAGCUUGUUUACAAAACGGAGGGGUUCUCAAUAUUUAGCCAGGAUUCAUUUGGGACCAGGGAAUCGGCAAGGGGAAUUUAGCUACUUGCACACAGAUUACUAGAUUCUACUUUUUUGCUGCUAGUUUGUGUAAUUUAUUAAGCAUUUUUGAGAAAUAUUUAUUUUUAUAAACCUAAAAGUGAUCGUUUUCAUGUGAACUUGACCAAAAGACCGUACAAAAACACUGGUACUUGAAUGUUGAAUGCCACCUGUAUGCGUGAAACUUCUAUUUUUCGGGGUAGUGUGAGCUUUUUAAUGUUUAAGGUCAUUUUGAAAUCUGUCAAUCCUCACUUCUAGACUGUACACUUCUGGCCAAAAAUUCCUCCUUAAAAAAAAAAAAAAAAAAAAAAGAAUUGGCAACCAAAUUAAACACUAUGCCAAGGUUUGGACAACAGAUCAAAAUAAUUUUCUAAUAUCAGCGCAAAUUGUCCCAAGGUUUGUUUUUGUUAGUUGUUGGUUCUUUUUUUUUUUUUUUUUUGUUUUUUUUGUUUUAAUAAGUAAUUGAAUUUUGCCCCCAGUGAAUGUCUAGCUGAUGGCAAUCUUAAGAAAAUUAAUACUUGUGGUUCUUCUGUUGCAUUUGCAGAAAUUUGGUAUUUGGAAACCUUGUUCUAUGGUUUGGUGCUAAAUUCAGCUAGUCUUAAUUACAAAGCAGUUUAAUGUACAUUGGGCAGGAAAUGAGGCGUUUAUUCACCAACCCAUUACAAAGAAUAUCAGUGGUGCCCUUUUUGCUUUCUGUACUAGUUUAAAAGAUGUGCACUGUGUUAAUUGUAAGAUUUUACGAAAAUAAAAAUUAGAAAUGGCAAAAUGCAA